Cokeromyces recurvatus is the source of this 2889-nucleotide messenger RNA. RefSeq names its product VTC domain-containing protein. The coding region runs from base 59 to 2800 and encodes 913 amino acids. The transcript is spliced from 2 exons. NCBI's taxonomy places the organism in Eukaryota, Fungi, Mucoromycota, Mucoromycetes, Mucorales, Mucoraceae. The record is from RefSeq and is a predicted model, not a curated record.
UUUUUUUUUUUUGCUGUUGUUGUUGUUUGAUUGUAUUAUUAUUAUUAUUAUUAAUAGGAUGAAAUUUGAACAAGAAUUACAAGAGAAUAUAUAUGAACCUUGGAGAUUAGAAUAUGUAGCUUAUAAUGAUAUUAAACAAGAUAUAAAGAAAAGACAAGAAGAACACAAAUGGAACAACAAUGAUGAAAAAGACUUUGCAGCAGCUUUACGUUUAGAAGUGGAUAAAGUAGACAUAUUUAUUAAUCGAAAACAGAAAGAGAUUGAAUCUCGUAUAGCUUACUGUGAAAGAACAUUAAGAAGUCAACAAAAUAAAGAUAUACCUUUUCCUGUUCCUCAAAACCUGUAUGAUACAACUGAUGAUACCUUAAUUGAAAUUCUCAUGGACUUGAACGACCUUUCUAAAUUUACUCGUUAUAAUUUUUUGGCUUUGCAAAAAUUAGUUAAAAAGCACGAUGAAUACACAAAAUAUAAUGCUCAGCCUCUAUUUCUUGAUAUGAUUCGCUCAAAAUCAUUUGAUAGACAGCGUUUUGAUGUCUUGCUUGUCAAAAUUUCUGCUUUACACGAUCUCUGUAUGCUACAUGGCAAACGACGUACAGCUUCUAUACCUGCUAGUUUAAACCAGAAUAAUGAAUUCGAGUGUCCUACUACGGCUCGAUACUGGGUUCAUCCUGAUAAUAUUACAGAAUUAAAAGCCAUUCUUUUGUUCCAUUUACCUGUACUUAUUCCAGAUACAAAUAAGCCUGUUGAACCAGAGGAUAGUGCUGUUUCAAGUCUUUAUUUCGAUAACUCUAAUUUUGAUCUUUAUCAGGAACGACUUCAAAGAGAUGAAGGUGCAGAAGAAAUUCGAUUUCGUUGGUAUGGUAAAAUGGAUACAAGAUCUAUCUUUAUUGAACGCAAGACACAUCAUGCGUCUUGGUUAAACGGUGCAUCCGUGAAGGACAGAGUCUGUCUCGAUGUAGAUAAAGUCAAUCAUUUUAUCUCGGGUACCUAUACAGCUCAACAAUAUGCACAAGAUUUAAGAACAAAGGGUCUCUCAGAGGAAGAGAUAAAGGCAAAUUACUUUAUUGCGUCAGGGAUUCAAAAAUCAAUUAUCGAAAGAGAACUUCAUCCUGUAAUGCGUGUCUUUUAUAAUCGUACUACCUUUCAAAUACCAGGUGACGAACGUAUUUGUGUUUCCUUGGAUACAGAGUUGACCUUUGUACGAGAAGAUGGUUUACAGGAACGAAGGAAAGGUCUUUGGCGUCGACCCGACAUGGGAAUAGAUUAUCCCUUUCAUCAUUUGAAUUCAGCUGAUGUAUCUAGAUUCCCAUUUGCUGUACUCGAAGUCAAAUUAUCAGGCACUCAGCGCGGCCAAGAGGCCCCUCAAUGGCUUACUCGACUGUUAGGCUCUCAAUUAAUGUACGAGAUACCUCGUUUUUCAAAGUAUCUGCAAGGGACCUCCCUUUUCUGGAGACCCCAUUUACCUUUAUUGCCCUGGUGGUUAGACCAAUUGGACCUGGAUAUUCGUCAUGCAAAACAACCCACCGGCCAUUUCUCGGGCCUCUCUAGAUCCAAGAGUCUAAAGCCUUUAAUUGAUGGUAAAUAUCGUAUAGGUUACUUGGAAUCACAACUGGAACGAUCUUCAGUUUUGAAACGUUUAGAAAGACCCAAGAGGGAUGGAUCCCUUACGCGUAUGCUCUCUACUCGUUCUAUGCGUUCUACUAAAAUGCCUCGUGGCACUGAAUUGGAUACCACCUCGGCCUCUGCCUUUGCUGAUGGCACCCACUUGAAACGAUCCUCUACGACUGGAAAUGCCCGUAAUUACUUUUUAUCUCCCUUUGAUAGUAACCGAAGUUCACCUGUAUCAGUAAUCGAUAUCAAUAAGAAUGGGAACCCCUUCGCCGAUCCUAUCUGGUCAAACUCGGGUAGCUCCCCAAAUAGUUCAAUCACUUUUAAUUCGACUGAUAUACAUAUGAAUGGUGGAGUCAUAACUCGUAAUCGAACAAAUCUCUCAGACGGUCGUCGUACAACUGAGUUUAAUGAUACGUCAUCUAUAGAGCUUUUAAUAGGCGAUAAAGACACAUCCUCCUACACGACUGAUAAAAAAAAUCAUAAAGAUAAGAUGGGUGAAGAAGUCCGUUUCAAUGUUUAUUUUAGUGAAGACGUUCGAGCCCUUGAAGAAGGUGCAGAAGAAGGCGAGAAGAAGAAGAAGAAGAAGAAGAAGGGGAAGGAAGGUGGAGAUGGAGGUGGAUCUCGUAUAGAACCCAAGAUCUUCUUUGCUAAUGAACGUACCUUUAUCCAUUGGUUACAUUUUGCAACCAUUAUUUUAACUGUAGCCUUAACUUUGUUGAAUUUCGGUGAUGGUAUCAAUAGGAUUGUAGGUGCUGUAUUCUUUGGGAUUGCCUUUCUUUUUUCAAUUUAUGGCUUUGGAUUCUAUAGAUGGCGUGGUCAUCGUAUCUCUACUAAGCCUCAUUUACGUUAUGAUGACUCUAUUGGCCCCAUAUUUCUAUGUAUUUUAUUAGUGGGUUCCUUGGUUCUUAAUUUUGCUUUGAGAUUCAACAGUGCAGAACAAAAUAAUAAUUAUUUAGGUUUAAAUAACACAGCAACAGCAACAACUGAUACAGCAACAGCAACAGCAACAACAGCAACAAAUAUGGUAACAGCAACAGCUAUGACAACAGCAACAGACAUAGUAACAGAAAUGGGUACAACAACAGACAUAGCAACAGCAUUAGAUACAGAAACAAAUACAGAUACAGAUAUCGAUGCAGAUAUAGAUGCAGAUAUAGAUGCAGACAUAGAUACAAAUGAUUUAUUAUAAGUUUAUCAUACCCCUCUUUUUUGUUUUUAAUAUGUAUAUAUAUUUAUUUGUUAAAAUAAAAAAAAUAUUUACAUGCUACCUCAGCUUUU